GGGGAAAAGCGGGGGCUACCCGGGGCCAGCCACCGCUCACCGAGCUUGACCUGGUGCCUGGCUCCCGUGCGCGUCUGCUUGCGUCUCCCCUCAUUCCUCCCAACAUCCUUCUUUGUCGUCAGUGUGUUUCCGUCAAUUAAGCUCAUCAGAUAAGAGUCUCCCGGCCGCUUAUUGCGUUACCGGACCUCAGCCAGAUCUGCAAAACCUACGUGCCUUUUCUCCUUGCUUUCUGCAAAUGUCUUCUCCUCAGGUUGAGCGCCAGCGGUUGCCGCUGGAACUCAUCCUGAAUAUCAUCGAGAGUCUUCUCCCACCGAAUGAAUCGUCAAUCUUGCCUGCGUCCCAUAGUGCAACAAAAGCCCUGAUAUCCUUCAGUCGCGUCUCCCGCUCAACAUACGAUUUCAGUACCCGACUCCUCCGCAAGCGAUGCAUGCACAUCGACUCGACAAGCCGCCUGAGCUUGCUUCUGCUGAGUCUCUUCUCGCCGUCGCCUAGAAAUCUCCCGCAGACCUUAUCGCUCAAAUGCAUCACUUCACUCUACCUCAGUCCAUUUGGAAAGUCGCUCGAUGAUAAACCGACGGCCAUGUGGGUGCGCGAGCUCUUUUGCGAGGUUUGCGACACCCUCAAGCGCCUUAUCGUCGACAUGCCAUUUGGGACAUUGUCAGGAUACGACGACCACCUCGAUGUCAGGCCGACUCUGACUGACGGGUUCCAGCGGCUAUCCAAGCUGGAAGAGCUCAUUUGUUUACGGGACUAUCCGGCUCUUACUUUCAUGCAACAGACUUUUACCGUCAACUGCUGGAGCUUGUGGCCCAACCUGAGGCGCGUCGUAUUAUUCAAUGCACCCAUGUCGAGCCACUGGCUCUGGUAUGAUAUAGCGAACACAGCCCAGCUCGAGCAGGUUGUACUUGCGCGACCACUGGUUCCCCCACGGAUCAAUGUCAAGGACGACUACUACCAUAUGCUGAACAGCUAUGACCACUUGACGCCCCGGAAGAUCAAGAUUGUGCUUGCCGAUGUGGAAAGCGACUUGCCGGAAAUAGAGACGACAAGAUGGGACGAGUACGACCCCGAGGGACUGCUAGCCAUCGAAAAAUACGACAUUCCAACGUCGUUCUAUGGGGAUGAGAAUGCGACUGAUUUGUGCUGCGACUGGGUCAAGAUGGCAGCCCUGAACGGGUCGAUUUGGGACUGGAAAAGUCACCCAGUGGAUAGUCCACCAGUAGAUGCGGUGCAGUAGCAGCUCGAUGCGGUGACCGCGAGGACGAAGUGUUCACAAUCUCUUCUCGCUUUUCUCCGGUCGUCGGACGAAGAUCCGCGAUACCCUGAGUAGCCACCACUUAUGAUCUCAAUGCCAUUUUGUCUUGGGAUGCGGCCAGACAGCUUGCUGCAAGCUGGAUCCAAGCUGCAAUGUCUCGGGUGUAUUGGGGAGGCAAAGCCUGGGGAACCGGGGUCGGAGCCUGGGGUUAGCAACAUCAAUUUCCCCAGAAA
This is a messenger RNA of Colletotrichum acutatum, 1488 nucleotides long. RefSeq lists its product as uncharacterized. The transcript has a single exon. The record is from RefSeq and is a predicted model, not a curated record. Lineage: Eukaryota; Fungi; Ascomycota; Sordariomycetes; Glomerellales; Glomerellaceae. Bases 236 to 1237 code for a protein of 333 amino acids.